UUGCUGCCAGGGUUUUCUCUGUGUACAAUUUUGGAAUUAUAUAAUAACACCAAAAUGGACAUCCCUGAUUUGAGCCAUGAUGAAGCGCAGAAAUUCAGGAGGGACAGUCGCACCAGAGAGAUAGACCUCAUCAACAGAGAUCCCAACCAAAUCAACCAGGAUGUAGUCAAGGUGGAGUUUGAGGAUGUGAUUGCUGAGCCCUAUGGCACUCACAGUUUGGACGGUGUGUGGAAGGCCAGCUACACCACAUUCACAGUGACCAAAUACUGGUGCUAUCGCCUCCUCACCGCUCUCCUGGGUGUGCCUCUGUCCCUGCUGUGGGGGGCGCUCUUCGCCUUCCUGUCCUUCUUCCACAUCUGGGCAGUGGUCCCCUGCACCAGGAGCUGCCUCAUAGAGUUCCAGUGUUUGGGGCAGAUGUACUCUCUGGUGUUGCACACGUUUUUAGACCCGCUUUUUGAGGCACUGGGAAAGAUAUUCAGCAAAGUCAAAGUGGCAUUACGCAAAGAGGUGUAAAAAUUUCAUUAAUGGACAUUUCUGUAAUAGACAAAGGCAUAUGUUAUGAGUGACAUUUUUAAUUCAAGCUGUAUAAUGUGUGUUCUUGUUUGAGGGGCAAAGGGGGACACAACAAAAUGUAAUGUCAUUUUGAACUUAUUUGACUACUGUUACAUUACAUCACAUGUUUAAAGAAAAUACAUGUGUUUGUUAUUAAAAAUCAGUUUAGUCAAAUAUUUUAAAUCUACAAGGAAGUUUAUAUCCCACAUAUACAUACACAUAUAUAGCUACACAAAUAUAACAUAACAGUCUAAUGGUUA
This is a messenger RNA of Boleophthalmus pectinirostris (great blue-spotted mudskipper), 812 nucleotides long. RefSeq names its product caveolin-1-like. The record is from RefSeq and is a predicted model, not a curated record. Gene Ontology annotation, biological process: regulation of membrane potential; caveola assembly. Bases 55 to 513 code for a protein of 152 amino acids. The transcript has 2 exons. Gene Ontology annotation, molecular function: molecular adaptor activity; connexin binding; transmembrane transporter binding. NCBI's taxonomy places the organism in Eukaryota, Metazoa, Chordata, Actinopteri, Gobiiformes, Gobiidae. Gene Ontology annotation, cellular component: caveola.